This is a messenger RNA of Rotaria sp. Silwood2, 414 nucleotides long. Lineage: Eukaryota; Metazoa; Rotifera; Eurotatoria; Philodinida; Philodinidae. The record is from the annotation of a GenBank genome assembly.
AUGCGACAAUUUCUGACAGCAUACGAUAGUAAUUGUGAUGAUUCAAAACAAUUUAGGACGAAUAGUUCUACUGGAGCAAAAAAUUACCUAUAUCAUUCUUUUUUAAUGUAUCGUCUAGUUCCAAAGUGCCGUCUCAAUUUCAAAGCAACAGCUCAAAAACCUGUUGAAUACAAGUAUGGUUCACGUUCGGUUGCCAUCGGUGAUUUCGAUAAUGACACUGUGUUGGAUAUGGUUGUUGCCAAUCAUAUAGUAAACAAUAUAGCUGUGUAUUUGGGAAAUGGUGAUGGCAGUUUUAGAGAUCCAACUAUGUAUUCAACAGGUUCCUAUUCUAGUCCUUAUAUGGUUAUCGUUGCUGAUUUCAACAAUGACAACCGAUUAGAUAUUGCAGUAGCGAAUUUUGGCACUAAAAAGUAG